This is a messenger RNA of Brassica oleracea var. oleracea, 520 nucleotides long. RefSeq lists its product as uncharacterized. The record is from RefSeq and is a predicted model, not a curated record. The transcript has a single exon. NCBI's taxonomy places the organism in Eukaryota, Viridiplantae, Streptophyta, Magnoliopsida, Brassicales, Brassicaceae. The coding region runs from base 86 to 325 and encodes 79 amino acids.
UGACCAGUAUUUAUGCUCGGACUUCUCUUCUUGUGGUAAACCACACACACAAUAAGAAUCUUUAAUCAUAAUUCGAGUGAACAAAAUGUGCUACAAAAAGAUUAUCCCUCUUGUUAUUCCACCGGAGAGCUUCCACGAAAACGUGCCGGCAGCAGGAGUGACGGUGUCAACAGAGGUGGUAGUCACCGUCGGUCGCCACCGUGACGGUCGUGGUGAAAAGAAGAAGUGUGUGUGUUCACCAUCGACUCAUCCAAGAUCGUUCAAGUGUAGGUAUCAUCAUCAUGAAUAUCAAUGGGUUCCUUCUUCGUCUUCCCUCCCCAAAUGACACAUCAUCAUGUAAUCAACAACUAUAGUCUUACUUUCAUGGUUAUUUAUUAAUUUAAUCAAAGUAGAAUCGUGAAUGUUCUGUUUCAUUAUAAAGUUUAUCCUUCCUAUCAUUAUAAAACGAUGUUCACAAAGGUUUACAAGUCGACAGCGAUCGAUGUUAAAGAAAUAAGUGGUUACCAUGGUUCCGGUAUAA